Drosophila rhopaloa is the source of this 1642-nucleotide messenger RNA. It is a transcript of the gene Zpr1, whose product is annotated as zinc finger protein ZPR1. Bases 109 to 1494 code for a protein of 461 amino acids. Gene Ontology annotation, molecular function: zinc ion binding. The record is from RefSeq and is a predicted model, not a curated record. The transcript is spliced from 2 exons. Gene Ontology annotation, cellular component: nucleus; cytoplasm. Lineage: Eukaryota; Metazoa; Arthropoda; Insecta; Diptera; Drosophilidae.
ACCACUACACACAAAAAUAACUUGCACGUUUCGUUUGGGUAUUGCUUAUGUGCAUCUAAUUCACAGGUGUAAUAGAAGUAUUCGCGUGGACAACAGCCGAAACGAACCAUGUCAGCCGUGAGCGCCGCCAGCGGCAGCAAUGCGCCCAGUCCGCCGGAGAUCGAGGAUCCGAUUGGUCGGCCGGAGCCCAUUUUCCGGGAGAUCAACGCGGAGCAGACGGACGAGGUGGUCGAAAUUGAGUCCGCCUGCAUGAGGUGCUACCAGACGGGCAUCACCCGGCUGCUGCCCACCAAGAUACCCUUCUUCCGGGAGGUGGUCCUCAUGUCCUUUAAGUGCGACCACUGCGGCCACAUCAACAACGAGAUGCAGUCGGCCUCGGAGAUCCAGAAGUCCGGCGUUCGCAUUGAGCUGCUGGUGCAGUCACCGGCCGAUCUCAAUCGGCGCGUGGUGCGAUCGGACAACUCCAGUGUCAGCAUACCGGAGAUUGAGCUGGAGAUUCCAGUGCAAUCGCAGAAGGGCGAGGUGACCACCGUCGAGGGCAUCAUCGAGCGGACGAUAGCCGGCUUGUCGCAGGAUCAGGACAAGCGGCGCAUCGAUCAUCCGGAGGCCGCCGGUGCGAUAGACGCCUACAUUGAGCGACUGCGUAAGCUGAAGGAGCUGCCCACGCCCUUCCGCCUCCUCCUCGAGGACAUCUCCGGCAACAGCUUUGUGGAGAAUCCCCUGGCCCCUGCCUCUGAUCCGCAGCUGAAGACAUCGCACUUCACGCGCAGCCAGCAGCAAAACGAGCAAUUGGGCCUGUACGAGCAGAACCAUGAGGAACAGAACUUGCUGAAGCCGAUUGCCGAGGACGAGUGGCCCCUCGAGAAUCUGCACGGCGAGGUGCUGCAGUUCCCCACCAACUGUUCCAACUGCCAGGCGCCCUGCGAAACGAACAUGAAGCUGACGAACAUCCCGCACUUCAAGGAGGUGGUGAUCAUGGCUACCGUCUGCGGUUCCUGUGGCCACAAGACCAACGAGGUGAAGUCCGGCGGCGGCGUGGAGCCGCAGGGUGUUCGCUUCCGGGUGCAGAUCGCCAGCAAGGAGGACCUGACGCGCGAUGUGCUCAAGUCGGAGACAUGCAGCCUGUCCAUCCCGGAGCUGGACCUGGAGGUGGGACCGCAUGCGCUGUGCGGACGCUUCACCACCGUUGAGGGUCUGCUGGUGGCCAUGCGGGACCAGUUGGACGGCACCCUCUUCCACGACUCGGCGGACGAGGCGACCAAGCAACAGAUGCAGCGAUUCCUCGACACCUUUGACGCCGUAAUGAACCUGAAGCGGGUCAUUACGCUGGUGCUGGAGGAUCCGGCCGGCAAUACCUACGUGCAAUCGCUGAGCGACGACGACGCGGAGCCGGAUGAGAAACUCUCCGUGGAGCGGUUCGAUCGCUCCUUCGACGACAACGAGCAGCUGGGCCUGAACGACAUGAAGACGGAGGGCUACGAGCAGGAUGCGUGAUGACUGUGCUGGGGAUCCAACUCUGCAUUUAUCUUCCGCUUAACAUAUUAAAUUCCAAAUUAAAUCCGUUUAUUCUUAUUUUUGAUCAUUGUAUACACUUUAUGCAAGUUUUUCAUAGGCAAUAAAAUAAAAAAAAAUCGAAGUCAAA